UAAGAGGAGCCCAAAGCGGCCGUCACACGCAGACACUCGGACAGACAGACUGGCAGAGAGGGAGACAGGACGACAGACAGACAGGCAGACAGGCAGGACUUUACGGGAUGGGAACAGACGACUGUGACCCAGUGUUUCCAGCUGUUGGCAGUUUGUUGCGGAGGCGCGGAGCUCAUGUAGAGCAGCCGGGAACUGGCACCGGGACACGGACACCGCUGCGGGGGUCUGCGAACUAAAACAUGGGAGCGGUGAAGUGAGGAGAGAGACGUCCCGAAGAGCAAACAGGAAAAAAGCUAAGGCAUAAUGGUCCUCCUCCUGUAUUUUGGCUUGUCACUGCUGGCAGCUGUCCAGUCCAGCACCAUCAAGAACUGCCACCCUGGUUGCCAAUGCGAGGUGGAAAGCUUUGGCCUGUUCGACAGCUUCAGCCUGACCAGGGUGGACUGUCGAGGGUUAGGACCCAGCACUGACAUGCCCAUCACCAUCCCACUGGACACUGCCCACCUGGACCUGUCCUCCAAUGCCAUGGGUCCACUCAGUGACACCAUGUUAACUGGUCCUGGCUACACCACCCUCAUCAGCUUAGACCUCAGCAGCAACCAUAUUACAAAGCUAAGCCCCAAUGCUUUGUCCAAGCUGCGUUACCUGGAGACUCUGGAUCUGAGCCACAACAACCUGGCGAGCCUCACCUCGAGCUGUUUCACUGGCCUCCCACUGGCUGAAGUUGACCUCAGCCACAACAGCUUCCAGGAGUUUGACAUUAAUGUGUUUGCUACCAAAGUCAAUGGUGAACCUGUCAGUGUGGAUCUUUCUCAUAACAAGCUCUCAUCAGUGUCCACGACUUUGCAUGGAAAAGUUAUACACAUUCAAACCUUAAAUCUCUCAGCGAACCGGCUGUCGGAUGUUCCCAGGCUGGCAGGACUUCCUCUGAGGUAUCUCAAUCUGGAUGGUAACCCCAUUGUGCAAAUUAAGGAGGGAGCGUUUGCUCUGCUGAAAGAUCUGGUCUAUUUAUCCAUCAGUGGCCUUCAUGAACUUCAGGAAAUUGAGUCUCACAGCUUCAAGGGCCUGCAGAGCCUCCAGGUUCUAGAUCUCUCCAACAACCACAAGCUGAAGGCACUUAGCCCUGCAGUUUUCAGCGAACUCGACUCCCUGCAAGAGCUGAAUUUGUCGGGCUCUGGUGUGGUGUCCUUGCCUAAUAACAUACUGGCCCAUUUGCCCAGUAUUAAGAGUAUUACACUGGGACGAGGCAUCCAGUGCUGGAGGACCCAGAAACAGGGACAGUUCCACCCGCAGCUGGGUAAGGUCCAACACAACGAAGUUCUGAACUGUAACGUGGAGGGCAUAGUGCUGUGAGACUGGACAUUGACCAUUCCUUACAAUCAUGAUGCCAGAGCUGUGCCUUCUUUUUUGAUAUGCAAACACUUUGUUUUGCAACGCUCUGAAAUACCUCUUGAAAUAUGUCUUAAAGGUUUCAUGUAGGCUUCAUGAACUCUACACACGUUUAUCAUAAAUGCUACGACUUUUUGAAACAGUGGCAUAUUUCACAGAAUUUAAAUAGCACAGAGCGAUUUUUUCACAUCUUCGCAUACAGUAGAGUUUAAAAUGGUAGGAAACUUCCAAUAAAAACCAAAACUUUAAGUAAUAUUCAAACUUAAUGUUCUUCAUUUAAAGCGGGACCAUGUAAAGAGCUAUUUGCACUUUUUCCAAUACCAGUCAGAUUAGGGUUGCUCAAUUAUGUAUUGUGCGCAAUAAAGUGAAUCACUUCCGCAUCAGGUAAACUAGGGUGACCAUAUUUUCAUUUUAUUAUUAUUCAAUUAUACCGGUAUAUUAUAUUAUAUAGAUAGAACAAGAUAUUUACAGUUGGUUUAUUAAAAAUGCUUUUCAGUAAAAGUCAAUAACAAUAACUCCAAUAACAAAUGAUCAUUUUAUUCAAAAUGUAUUUAUAGCCUCGGUCUUAGUUCGGGCACAACUAAACUUUUUAGCAGUGUCUGAAUCGGGGAGGGUCUUUUUGAGCAAUGCACUAGUGCAGUCCAUGGAUCUGUAACUGUUGUGGUGUUUCACUGUGUGAAAUGACCAUGCAGCCUCCGCUGCAUUCACUGCAUCCUCGUUCCCUGGUCUGAGAAAGUACUUUGUGAUCGAGCUUGCUCUACCCUCGCCUCGGACAGCUGUUUUGUGCUUCUCGGUGUCCAGGUGGAUUUUCAGAUCUCUUGCACCUCCAUUGGACACCGAGACAUAUGUGCCUGCUUUGCACACUGUGCACAAGGCUUCCCAUUUGUCUCGACCCGGUCUGAAAGCCGGGAAACUCUUUAGUAAUUCGUCGGUAAACGAGCACUUGCGCUUCGGCAUGUUGCUUGCGUAUGACUGACAGUCACGUUGUCUACGUUCUGAUUAAUAGGGCUGACAGCAUAGGGGCGGGGAUAAGGCUACGUCGCACGCAGCGCCGUGGGCAGUGCCCUGGUUUAUGUAAAUGUAAUGGUCCAAAGAAGGUAAUUUUAAAAACCAGGACAUUUCCUCACUUUCUAAAAAUAACCCGGGACACCCGGGACAGGACGUGAAAUACGGACAUGUCCCGGGAAAUACGGACGUAUGGUCACCCUAGGUAAACACCGGUGACGGCUGCGUGUCUUAUUCCUCCAUGAAACCAGAAUAUCGGUGCCCGGUUAUUCAAACCCUUAAUGAUGGCAACCCUAACACUCUUUGACCGACUGACCGGCGCGGAGAAAUGAAGGUCCGGUCUGACCGGUCUGAACAGCCAGGCCGGAGCGAGCUUGAGAAUAGCGGGGCGCGGCGCGGCCGCUACACUGUGUGCUAUUGCUCAAACUUUUUUAACCCUUUUUGUCGAUCACACGGGGCUGAGCUCCCAGCCUUUUCCACCUUCGCUGUUUUUUUCACCACCGGUCACAACAUACACAACUUGGCACUUUCACUUUGCUUGAGAGUGAGAGCCAGUCAGCUGACCACUGAAUGCUUUGGGGGAAGGACUGAAUGGCGCAUCCACGUCUCUUUCGAAAAUAAAUGCCAAAUAAUCGUUUCGACUCGAUUAUAGUAGUUUGGAGAUCGUUUGAACCCAUAAGCGAAAUCACAUUUAGAUUUUGAUUAGUAGAGCAGCUCUAAGUCAUAUGUUGUUUUAUAAAAUGCACAUUGAGAAUAAUCACAUCCAGUGUUGAAGCCUACAAAACCUUCUGUCGACCACUAAUAAUUUUCAUUUGACUUUGAAUGUGAUGAUUAAUGGAAAUGAUUAAAAGGAAUAUUUCAAAGUUAAAGAAGACGGGAACAGUAUUGACGGGAUUGACGGGAACAGUAAGCUGGGCUCUGUCCAAAGAGUUCAGCUUUUGUACAAAUGAAAGAAAUUACUUUUUAAUGUGUAUUAUUUGAAUUUUGAGCCAGGCUAGCCGUUCCUCCCUGUUACGGUUCUUUAUGCUAAGCUAAACCAACUGUUUGGUUAUAGUAAAAAAGUUAAUAAAUGUUCAGAUUGUCAACAUGUACUUUCCACAGAGCAGUAAAUAUUGAUCUAGUAUGGUCUUAACAGAAAACAUCCGGUAAAGAUUGACACAACUGCAAAAGAGAAAGAUCUUUCAUUGUCACUGCCAAUAAAGUAUUAUUCUACUGCUCAUAAUUUCUCUUACAAAUAUGAGCCAGAAACCAACAACUUGUUCUCUGCGUUUAGACCGUAUCUUUUCAAUUGACACAAGGUGUGGUGCACAUUCUUUGCAAUAUGAAAUGCUCGCUGAUCUUGUUUACCAUGCUGACUUAAUUUGACCUUCAGUCAAAGUAGAUGAACAAGACACACAUGACCAGCGAGCUAUGACAACUCUGAGAUAUUUAGUAAUGGAUUGAUGCUGGUCUCUGUUGAUGUUUUAACAUCCAGCCUUACUAUUUGUGCUGUUGCCUGUAAACCAUUUUAAAAACAUUCCUGUGGUAUUUCUGAGAGGAUCAGCCUCAAGACUGCAUUUUAGGAUUUGUGACAUUUUGAAAGGCUUGAGUGUCUUGGAGGUUUUAAAAUUAAAUCCACCUUCGUCAGUUGGUUAAUGGAAAUCCAGAUGAGCCCAGACUUUUUUAUAGGAGUUUAUAUUGUGUAUGUACUGUUUGAAAUUAUAUUGUAUAUAACUUUUCAAAUAUAUGACACGUUUGUGUAAUA
Platichthys flesus (European flounder) is the source of this 4135-nucleotide messenger RNA. It is a transcript of the gene tsku, whose product is annotated as tsukushi small leucine rich proteoglycan homolog (Xenopus laevis). The transcript is spliced from 3 exons. Gene Ontology annotation, molecular function: protein binding. NCBI's taxonomy places the organism in Eukaryota, Metazoa, Chordata, Actinopteri, Pleuronectiformes, Pleuronectidae. Bases 304 to 1350 code for a protein of 348 amino acids. The record is from RefSeq and is a predicted model, not a curated record.